CAUCUCCAGUGCUGCUUGGUUGGAAUUGCGGCGUCUAUUGUGGAAAUCAAAUUGGGUUGAUCGGGAAGAACUAUUGCGGCGGUGGUAGGAAUCUGGAACGUUCUUUUGCUCUGUAUCAAAAUUUGGGCUCUUGGUUGGGCUUUUUUAAGUUAGCUUGGAUGGUCCCUUUUUGUUUUGUUUAUAUUUGUUUGUGGGUCUUUAUUAUGUGAAUUACAAUUUUAAUAAAUUUUUGUUCCUUAAUACGGAAAGGAUUUAUCCAAAAAAAAAAAACCAAUCGGCUUUCGUUUAAUUCCAAUUUCUGAUUCCCUCCCGCUCCCCCCCCCAAUAUAAACAGAGGGCCAAGUGGCUGUUCACUGCUCCAUUCCACAUCACUCGAUCUUCUGAGAAAUCGAGAAAUGGCGGACGAUAUUCGUUUCUUCCGGUUGAACACCGGAUCUAAGAUCCCUUCAGUAGGGUUAGGGACCUGGCAGUCGAGCCCUGGCCUCGUCGGAGACGCCGUGGCCGCCGCCAUCAAGGCAGGAUAUCGCCAUAUCGAUUGUGCUCAACGCUAUGGCAAUGAGAAGGAGAUUGGUUUGGUUCUCAAGAAGUUGUUUGAAGAUGGCAUGGUGAAGCGCGAGGAUUUGUUUAUUACCUCCAAACUCUGGAGUACAGAUCAUGCACCAGAAGAUGUAUUAGUGGCAAUGGACAGGACUUUGAGAGACUUGCAGCUUGAUUAUGUUGACUUGUAUCUGAUGCAUUGGCCAGUCCGGUUGAAGAAGGGGUCAGCAAGUUUUGAUCCUGAAAACCUGGUUCAACCAGAUAUCCCUUGCACUUGGAGAGCAAUGGAAACCCUCUAUGAUUCGGGUAAGGCUCGAGCUAUUGGCGUAAGCAAUUUCUCUACGAAGAAACUGUCAGAUUUGCUGGAUGUGGCACAUAUUCCUCCAGCUGCUGUCCAAGUGGAGUGUCAUCCUUCGUGGCAGCAAGGCAAGCUACAUUCUUUCUGUAAAUCCAAGGGAGUUCAUUUACAGGGAUACUCACCACUGGGUUCUCCGGGCACAUCAUGGAUCAAAGGUGACGUCCUUCAGAAUCCAAUCCUUCUCAUGGUCGCAGAAAAACUAGGCAAAACUCCUGCACAAGUUGCUCUUAGGUGGGGACUGCAAAUGGGGCACAGUGUUCUUCCUAAGAGUACUAAUGAAACAAGGAUCAAGGAGAACUUCAAUGUCUUUGGCUGGUCUAUCCCGGAGGACUUGUUCGCCAAGCUUUCUGAGAUUCAGCAGGCAAGAUUGGUUAGAGGGACUCAAUUUGUUCAUGAUACGUAUGGGGCCUACAGGACGCUUGAGGAAUUGUGGGACGGAGAAAUUUAGAAGUCCGGAUGAGUGCUUCAAUGGAAGACAAUGUUGAAGCAAUUUUUCAGUUUCUUCAAAGUAAAGAGUUCGGAUUUUUUCCGGCCUGUAUGAAUGUAGUGAAACGAGUUUCGCCAAAUAUACACAAACAGAACCGGUUGCAAAGGCUAUUUUUAAAGAAUAAGACUAGGGUGAUACAUUUGGGCUCUCUUACAUUGAAUUUUUCGGUAUGCUCCUGUGUAAUACAUACACUGGGAUUUUUGGUUGUUCAAAUUUGGCUCCUAUGAACUAAUGUCUGACGACCAAAAAUCUUGUUGCAUAAUAAAAUCUUCGUUUGUACAGACAUA
Molecule: messenger RNA, 1669 nt
Organism: Malus domestica (apple)
Lineage: Eukaryota; Viridiplantae; Streptophyta; Magnoliopsida; Rosales; Rosaceae
Source: RefSeq, a predicted model, not a curated record